AUGUCCACGACUACGUUCGAUUAUAUCCUAUAUCAUAUUAAGGAUAGCAUCACACUCCAAAACACGAACUACAGGACAUGCAUACCACCAACUGAAAUGUUAGCUGUAACGUUGAGGUACGUAGUAAAAUACUACUCCAUCACCGCAACUAGAAGACGCAUGAAGUGUUGGGAAGAUACCUCGCAAGUGGAAAUACCUUCACCGAUAUGUCAUAUACCUUCCAACUGGUAUCAAAACUAUAAGCAGAACAGUGACACAAGUGUGUCACCAAAUAUGGACUAUUUUAAGUGGUGAACACUUGGCUGCGCCUACUACUGAGCGAUGGUUA
This is a messenger RNA of Acanthoscelides obtectus, 328 nucleotides long. NCBI's taxonomy places the organism in Eukaryota, Metazoa, Arthropoda, Insecta, Coleoptera, Chrysomelidae. The record is from the annotation of a GenBank genome assembly.